This is a messenger RNA of Eptesicus fuscus (big brown bat), 1556 nucleotides long. RefSeq names its product cyclin B1 (gene CCNB1). Bases 112 to 1425 code for a protein of 437 amino acids. The record is from RefSeq and is a predicted model, not a curated record. Gene Ontology annotation, cellular component: nucleus; cyclin B1-CDK1 complex; cytoplasm. NCBI's taxonomy places the organism in Eukaryota, Metazoa, Chordata, Mammalia, Chiroptera, Vespertilionidae. Gene Ontology annotation, molecular function: cyclin-dependent protein serine/threonine kinase regulator activity. Gene Ontology annotation, biological process: mitotic cell cycle phase transition; regulation of cyclin-dependent protein serine/threonine kinase activity; mitotic metaphase chromosome alignment. The transcript has 9 exons.
CGUGCUGCGGCGGAACGGUUGUCGGUCUGCGCUGGGUUUGGUGCCCCGCUCCUCGGGGGCUCUCCCGUUUCUGCUUCUCCUCCUGAGCUGCUGCCUGGUGAAGAGGAAGCCAUGGCGCUCCGGGUCACCAGGAACACGAAAAUUAAUGCUGAAAAUAAGACGAAGAUCAGUAUAGCAGGCGCAAAGCGCGUGCCUGUGGCCACUACUGCAACCUCCAAGGCCGGGCUGAGGCCAAGAACAGCCCUUGGAGACAUCGCUAACAAUGUCAGUGAACAGCCACAGGCCAAAUUGCCUCUAAAAAAGGAGGCAAAAACAUUAGCUGCUGGAAAAGUUAUUGCUAAAAAACUACCAAAACCUAUGGAAAAGGCACUGGAGCCUGCAUCUGUUCCUGCUCCUGCGCCUGCGCCUGCGCCUGUGCUGGAACCAGCACGGGAGCCGGAACCUGAGCCUGUUAAAGAAGAAAAACUUUCGCCUGAGCCUAUUUUGGUUGAUACUCCCUCUCCAAGCCCAAUGGAAACAUCUGGCUGUGCCCCUGCAGAAGAGUAUCUGUGCCAGGCUUUCUCUGAUGUAAUGCUUGCAGUGAAUGAUGUGGAUGCAGAAGAUGAGGCUGAUCCAAACCUUUGUAGUGAAUAUGUGAAAGAUAUCUAUACUUACCUGAGACAAGUUGAGGAAGAGCAAGCAGUCAGACCAAAAUACCUACUGGGUCGUGAAGUCACUGGAAAUAUGAGAGCCAUCCUAAUUGAUUGGCUGGUGCAGGUUCAGAUGAAAUUCAGGUUACUGCAGGAAACCAUGUACAUGACUGUUUCCAUUAUUGACCGGUUCAUGCAGAAUAAUUGUGUGCCCAAGAAGAUGCUGCAGCUGGUUGGCGUCACUGCCAUGUUUAUUGCGAGCAAAUAUGAAGAAAUGUACCCUCCAGAAAUCGGUGACUUUGCCUUUGUGACUGACAACACUUACACUAAGCUCCAAAUCAGACAGAUGGAAAUGAAGAUUCUGAGAGCUUUAAAUUUUUGCCUGGGUCGCCCUCUACCCCUGCAUUUCCUUCGGAGAGCAUCUAAGAUCGGAGAGGUUGAUGUGGAGCAACAUACCUUGGCCAAAUACCUGAUGGAACUAACUAUGUUAGACUAUGAUAUGGUGCAUUUUCCUCCUUCUCAGAUUGCAGCAGGAGCCUUUUGUUUAGCACUGAAAAUUCUCGAUAAUGGUGAAUGGACACCAGUUCUACAGCAUUACCUGUCAUACACUGAAGAAUCCCUUCUCCUUGUUAUGCAACACCUUGCUAAGAACAUAGUCAUGGUGAAUGGUGGGCUUACAAAGCACAUGACUAUCAAGAACAAGUAUGCCACAUCUAAGCAUGCUAAGAUCAGCACUCUAGCACAGCUAAAUUCUGCACUAGUUAAAGAUUUAGCCAAGGCUGUGGCAAAGGUGUAACUUGUGAACUUGAGUUGGAGUACUGUAAUACCUGCGAAUACAAUUAGCACCAUGUGCUAUCUGUAUAUACUAUAUGUAACAUUCACUUACUUUUAAUAAAGCUGUGGUCCUUUUUACUUCCUAUACCUUAA